UUUUACCAGCAGAGCGAGCAGAAGAGGAUUGAAUUCCAGGUUGAAAGAAGGAUCCGUGCAGUCAAUUGGAAGCCAUCCUCUCUCCCAGACCAGCAAGAUGGGUAAAAAGAGUCGAGUGAAGACCCAGAAAUCAGGGACUGGGGCCACAGCUGCGGUUUCUCCGAAAGAGAUGAUGAAUUUAAUCUCUGAACUGCUGCAGAAGUGUAGCAGCGCUGCUCCCUCUCCUGGGAAAGAGUGGGAGGAAUAUGUUCAGAUCCGAGCUCUGGUGGAGAAGAUCCGUAAGAAACAGAAAGGGAUGUCAGUAUCAUUCGAGGGAACCAGGGAGGACUUUUUCUCCGAGCUGAUGACCUGGGGUGCAGAAUGCGGGGCUUCUUGUGACUGUUUUGAGAUCUCCAACUUUGCAGAUGAAGGAUAUGGCCUGAAGGCCGCCAGAGAUAUCAAGGCAGAGGAGCUGUUCCUGUGGAUCCCUAGAAAAAUGCUGAUGACUGUAGAAUCUGCCAAGGACUCUGUCCUUGGGCCGCUGUACAGUCAAGACCGGAUCCUUCAGGCCAUGGGCAAUGUGACUCUGGCUCUACACUUGCUGUGUGAACGGUCCAAUCCCAGCUCACCUUGGCUGCCCUACAUCAAGACACUGCCUGCUGACUAUGACACACCCCUGUACUUUGAAGAGGAGGAAGUGCGCCACCUGCUGGCCACACAAGCCAUACAGGACGUACUCAGUCAAUACAAAAACACAGCGCGGCAGUAUGCCUACUUCUACAAAGUCAUCCAAACUCAUCCGAAUGCCAGCAAACUGCCCUUGAAGGAUGCUUUUACCUUUGACGACUACAGGUGGGCAGUGUCCUCUGUGAUGACCCGUCAGAACCAGAUUCCUACAGCAGACGGAAGUCGGGUCACACUGGCCCUCAUCCCUCUCUGGGACAUGUGCAACCACACCAAUGGCCUGAUUACGACUGGCUACAAUCUAGAGGAUGACCGAUGCGAAUGUGUGGCUCUCAAAGACUACAAAGAGGGUGAACAGAUCUACAUAUUCUAUGGUACAAGAUCCAAUGCAGAGUUUGUGAUCCACAAUGGUUUCUUCUUUGAGGACAACGCACACGACCGCGUGAAGAUUAAGCUGGGUGUGAGCAAGAGCGAACGUUUGUAUGCCAUGAAGGCCGAGGUUCUGGCUCGUGCUGGGAUUCCUGCGUCCAGUAUCUUUGCCCUGCACUGCAGCGAGCCGCCCAUAUCGGCUCAGCUCCUGGCCUUCCUGCGUGUCUUCUGCAUGACUGAAGAGGAACUCAGGGACUACCUGGUGGGCGAUCACGCCAUCAACAAGAUCUUCACCCUGGGCAACACUGAAUUCCCUGUCAGCUGGGAGAACGAAAUCAAGCUGUGGACGUUCCUGGAAACACGGGCUGCGCUGCUUCUCAAAACAUACAAGACGUCCUCAGAGGAGGACCGCUCCAUGCUGGAGAAGCCUGACCUGUCCCUGCACUCCCGCAUUGCUAUAAAACUACGGUUGGCGGAAAAAGAGAUUCUGGAGCGCGCUGUGUCCUGCUGUCGUGCCAAGCGCCUGCACUUCCAGAAACAGCUGGACGAAGGGGCCCCGCUGCCACUGUACGAAGAAAGCGACAUCGCCCUUUUGGAGAACGCGGAUGCUAAACUCCCUAUAAUCCUGCGCAAACUGGAAGAAGAAGACGAGAGUGUUCAGGAGGAGAUGAACCUGGCUCAAAUCAAGCCAGACGCUGCCUGCGUGGACUCCUCCAAGACGCCCGUUCUUAACGGCCAGUGUAAAGAUCUCAAUGGUACUCAAGAGGAUCCUCCAGGAGGUGAUGCGGUGGUGAAAGAGAGUAAGGUUGAGAAGCACGACCCGAGUACCAAACGAACUGAAGGUGAACCAAAAGAUGGCGGCAAAUAGUCAUAACCAGCGCACUGUGGCAAUCUUAGUUCCUGCUAUUUAUUUAUUUUCGUUUAAGAGACUCACAAAUAGGAGCAAAAGCUUUCUAAAC
Messenger RNA from Sinocyclocheilus anshuiensis, 1991 nucleotides. It is a transcript of the gene setd3, whose product is annotated as SET domain containing 3, actin histidine methyltransferase. The record is from RefSeq and is a predicted model, not a curated record. Gene Ontology annotation, biological process: peptidyl-lysine monomethylation; peptidyl-lysine trimethylation; actin modification. Gene Ontology annotation, molecular function: protein binding; protein-L-histidine N-tele-methyltransferase activity; protein-lysine N-methyltransferase activity. The coding region runs from base 98 to 1900 and encodes 600 amino acids. The transcript is spliced from 13 exons. Lineage: Eukaryota; Metazoa; Chordata; Actinopteri; Cypriniformes; Cyprinidae.